Marmota monax (woodchuck) is the source of this 7738-nucleotide messenger RNA. It is a transcript of the gene Pfn2, whose product is annotated as profilin 2. Gene Ontology annotation, biological process: regulation of actin filament polymerization; actin cytoskeleton organization; positive regulation of actin filament bundle assembly. The record is from RefSeq and is a predicted model, not a curated record. Gene Ontology annotation, molecular function: actin binding. The transcript is spliced from 3 exons. Bases 69 to 416 code for a protein of 115 amino acids. Gene Ontology annotation, cellular component: cytoplasm. Lineage: Eukaryota; Metazoa; Chordata; Mammalia; Rodentia; Sciuridae.
CCGCGUCGCCGCCGCCGCCGCCGCUGCGCCUGCUGCCGCCGUCCCCGCUGCAGUGCGAAGGGCUGAAGAUGGCCGGGUGGCAGAGCUACGUGGACAACCUGAUGUGCGAUGGCUGCUGCCAGGAGGCCGCCAUUGUCGGCUACUGCGACGCCAAAUACGUCUGGGCGGCCACGGCCGGGGGCGUCUUCCAGAGCAUCACGCCAGUAGAAAUAGAUAUGAUUGUAGGAAAAGACCGGGAAGGCUUCUUUACCAACGGUUUGACUCUUGGUGCAAAGAAGUGUUCAGUGAUCAGAGAUAGUCUAUAUGUCGAUGGCGACUGCACAAUGGACAUCCGGACAAAGAGUCAAGGUGGCGAGCCAACAUACAACGUCGCUGUCGGCAGAGCUGGUAGAGUGUGGCCGGCACAGGACAUCUAACCAACACUGACCAUGUGGUCACUAACAGGAGUUACAGGAUGGCCAGCCUAUGAAAGUGACUGGUGAUGAUGCCAUCUGGGGAGACGUCUUUAAAUAAAAUGUAAAGCAGACAAAGCAGCCAGCUGAGGCAGCCUGUGGGGAACUAAGGCAGAAGGCAAAGCAAGGUCAGCAGUCAGAAGAGUCAAUUCUAGUGGCCAGAACAUGUGGGGACCUACACAACAACCUCAGAUGUCCUUUUCUAUAGAAGAUAAGACAUCCUGAAAAUGCACCCUGGCCUGUGGGAUUUCAAAGAUCCUGUGGCUCCCAAGGUACAGGCCUUGGUUUUGGUCUACAAUAAUUUGCAUUUGAAAAGCUAUUUGCAGGGCUUUCUUCUCAGACCUAAGAGAGAUGCUUAAGGCAGGGAUUAUCAGAGGCAGAUUAGAUAGUUUGCACAAAGCCACAUCUAAUCAGUAGUAGAACAAGGUCCUGUGGUUCUGAAUCCUUGCCCAUUCCACUCCACCACCCUCCAAGAAGGGCUUGCCUUGUGAAAGUCAGCUGCUAACUCUGUGCUGUGGGGUCCACAGGGAUUGCUCACAUGCCUCUCUCCCUGCCCCCAUGGACGCAUCUGUGACACAGUGUGGUGAUGUUGGAGGGGAUCUAGGGACUGGUCACAGGAAAGAAGACGACUUGUGGCUGUAGUGGAGUUUUGGAGCUGGCUAGGUUGGGAGCAGAAUUUGCUCUCUUUAGUGUCUUUCCCCUCGCCCUUUCCCCCUCUCCCUCUCUCUUCCCCUCCUCUCUUUUUAAAAUUAGAGAACAUUUCAAACAUACACAAAAAUAUAAUCUACUAUAAAACCAUCUCAUGUGCCAUCACCAGGCUUAAUUUCAAUAUCCCCUUGUUCUCAAUAAAUCUGCCUUCCUCCACUUUGUUUCCCUGAAGAAAUUAAAAGCCAAUGUAUCUCUGAAACAUAAAGACUUUAAAAAGCAUAAUCACCAUGCUAUUACCACACCUAACAAAAUGAAUGAUAAUUUCCUAACAUCUAGUGUCCAAAGCAAACUAAAAUCUCCCCAAUGUCUCAAUAAUGUCUUAAGGGUUUGUUCCAACCAGUGUCUAAGCAAGGCCUACGCACCGCACUGGACGGUGACUUGUCAUUCUCUCUUGGUCUCAACAGUCCUGCCCCUUGCUGCCACUUCCUUGCUGAAGAAGUGGGGGCAUCUAUCCAGUCACUUGGCUGGUUCCAGAGACAGGGGCCUUUCAGUUGGCUGUGGUGCCACCUCAGUCACCCUGUUUAGACCUACGUCCUGCUGCCUCAAAGGGCACCACCAGGCAAGUCCAUAGAAACCCAGUGCCACUUCCCCAAGGCACUGUAUUGCCAUCUCCCCCAAAUAACUGGUACCACAAAUAGGAGAAUGAAAAGUUGACACUGAGACUGAUGCUGACUCCCUGGGGCGGUGCAGCAUCUACACUGUAGGACUGCAGGGUGUCGCCUAGACUUAGAACUCUGAGUCAGGGACCUUCCUGACAGUGAGGGCUUUAAACAGGAUGGAGGAGAGGAGUACCAGUUCAGGACUAUCGCUGACUUUGCACAUGCCGAGCCUCUCAGACUUUCAUCCUCCCAGUGUAGCCCCAAGUGGGGAGGGGUAAGAAACCAAUCAACUUGAAAGUUUUUGGCAAAGAAAUAACUGAAAAAAUUUUAAAUUUAAAUGUGGAAAUCAUUUUUAUUUAUCCUUUUCAUGUUAUAAAACAGCAGUAUCUUUUUCACAAAUACAGCAGUGUUCAUAAUGUGUCUAGAUUGCCAUGUCUAAGGAAAUCCACCCAUUCAGUGACUGUUCUAGAUUCUCCUGAUCAGCCUGCAGUGGGACAGUGACAGGCCUGUGGGAUCGGGGCUGUAUACAGUUGAAUCAUGUGUGAAAAUUAAAAAUUAUGUACCAUCAGUGAGCACAUCGGAAGGUCUGUGAUUCUGACAAAGUGCUAGUGAGGCUUAGUAAUAUUUUAGGAUUAAUGUAACUGAAUUUAAAUGAAUUGUGACUGAGUCUAAUUUGGAGCAAUUCAGCAAAUAUUUGAGUUCCUGCUAUGUGCCAUACUAGGUAUAAAUGUUUUUUAGGAAUUAAAAAUGAUCCUAUGGAAAGAAAAAUAUCUUCAAUAUGUAGAGUAAUAUUAAGAAUUAAUAGAAGGUACACUAGAGGAAGGUGUUUUCUAAGCUAUCAAUUCAGUAUUCACAGAAACUUGGUCAUGGUGUCUUUUGGUAAAUUUUAUACAACACUUGAAAUAUGGCAGUUACUUCUUGAUUUAUAUCCACUCCUGCAUCUCUACCAUCUAGGUAGAACAGUGCAUCUAGACUCUGGUGUGGGUAUAUUAUUUUGAAAAUAAUUUACCAGAUCAUAAUCUACUGAGGUUUUGAUCUGGAGAAAGAGAAAACCCAACUCCUGCCAACACCCCCCUCCCCUGUAAGCUAUCUGUACCACCUAAGGUUGGGGAAACAAAAAAUCAGGAACUGGAUACCAGGUACCAGGAGAAGAACCUGCUCCACACCAGUCUUUAGUACCACAGGUGAACACUAGGUGAAGUUACCACAAUUUAUAGUGCCCAAGUAGAAACUGACAAACCCCUUCAAACAGGUUACAUGUACCACCCCAAGGAGGAUGCAUACCUAUCAGAGGUUUGAGAGGUUUCCAGACUCUUUAGCAGGGCUGACUGGAGAAAGUCCUCCUUAUAUGAAACUAGGUCACAAAGUCUGGGUGAGAUGGCUGAUUCUUCAAAUGACCAAAUCCCAAUGAUGAAAAAACAAGACUCACAAAGAAACAGCCAUGAUACAUUAAAGGAACAAAAAUGUGCAGAAACCGAUCCUAAUGAAACAGAGACAUAUGACUUUCCAGAUCCAAAAUUACUGUUGUAAGGACACACAGUGAAUUAAAAGAACACAAAAAACUAAAAUUAGAAAAGGAUGCAUUAACAAAAAGGAAGAUCAACAAGACAAAGAACAGAGGAGAGGUAAGAGGAUAUGAGGGAUUUAUGGGACACCAUCAAACAGAAAAGCAUAUCAAUUGGAACACACAGAAGGAUAAAAAGUAAAGUAGGGUGCAGAGAACCUAUUUGAAUAAAUAAUAACUGAAAAUUCCCACACUGAAGGAGAGAUAUGGACAUCCAAAUGCAAUACUCACAGAGAGCUCCAAAACAGGGGGAAAAAAAAUCUAGAGAUCUAUGGCAAGACACAUCAUAAUUAACUGUUUAAAAAAUGACAGAGAAUCUUGAAAGCAGCAAAAAGCAACAGCACAUUCCUAACAGCUCCUAUGAGAAUUAUCAGAUGACUUUAUCAGCAGAAACCUUUUAGGCUAGAAGAGAACAGGAAGAUAUAUUCAAAAUAACAAUGGGGUGGGGACCCCAAGCAACCAAGAAUACUAUACCUGGCAAAACUGUCCUUCAAAAAUAAGAAGAAAUUAAGACUUUCACAGAUAAGCAAAAGCUGAGGGAGUUUAUCAGUACCAGACCUACCCUAUAAGAAAUACUGAAAAAAUAUUCCAAGUUGAAUUGGAAGGAUGAUACAUAGGAACAAAAAAACCACAAGAAAAUAUAAAGAUCCUUGGUAAAGAUAAAACAUACAAUCAAUUCUGUAACAUCAUAAUGUAGGUGAGUAAAACACUUAUAAAUCUGGUAUAAAAAUACUUAAAAGCAUAAAAAUAAUUGUGAAUCUAUUUUAAUGAAUACAAAAUAAAAACAAUUUGUGUCAUCAAUAACAAAAUAGAAGGCAAACAGUGAUAUGAUUUAUCAGUUUAACACAGAUCAAUAGAACUUUAAGAUAUUCUAUGUAAUUUAUAAAGAUAACCACAAAGAAAUUCUGUAUAAAAUAUACAUGAAAGGAAAUGAGAGGGAACCAAAAACAUGUCACUACAAAAAAAUAAAAUCAUGAACAACAAAAAGAAAUAUAUCAGGAGAAGAAAAGUGAGAGAAAAAUGCUUUUAGACAGGAAAAUAAUUAACAGAAUAAUAAGCCUAUAUCAGAAAUUACUUUAAAUAUAAUUGUAGUAGAUUGAAGGGAUUAAAGUACAAGACUUGCUAUGUAUUAAAACUAUGUCUAAGCAUAUGCAUAAGUUAAAACCAACAAGAGUGGAAAGAGAUAUUCCAUGCAAAUGGCACUAAAGAUACCACGAGUUCUUAUAUCAGACAAAAGAGAUUUUAAGGCAAAAACUGUAAAAAUGGACAAAGAACACUAUGUAAUUAUAAAAUGAUCAAUUCACUAGUAAGAUAUAACAAUGAUAAAUUCAUACACACCUAACAUGAGACACCCAAAAACAUGAAGCAGAUGCUGAAAGAACUGAAGGGGGAAAUGGGCAAUGACACAACAGUGGGAAGCUACAGCACCUCACUUUCAGUAAGAACAGAACAAGCAAAACAUGGUGGAAACAGUGGAUCUGAACACUAGAGACCAACUGAAAGUAACAAACAUACAGAGCAUUCCACCCAAUAGCAAAAAAAAAAAAAAAAAAAAAAAACACACAGAGUUUUCUAGUGCAUAUGGAAUAUUCUCCAAGAUAAGAACACAAGUUAGUCCACAAAAUAAUCUUAACAAAUUUAAGAAGAUUGAAUUCAUACAAGUAUAUUCUCCGACAACCAAGGAGACACAUUAAAAAAGAAUUAACGCCAAUCCUUCCCAAACUCUUUGAAAGACUAAAAAGAGGAGAUUAUAAGUCAGUAUUACCCUGACACAACAAUACAAGAGAACUGCAGCCAGUAUUCCUUAUAAAUAUUGAUGUAAAAAUUCUCAACAAGAUACUAGAAAAUUGAAUUCAACAGUACAUCAAAAGGAUUAUACACCAUGACCAAGUGGCACUUAUUCCUGGAAUUCAGAAUGGUUCAACAUACAAAAAUCAAUCUAUGUAAUACACCAUGGUAAGAAGAUGAAGGGCAAAACCCACAUAAUCACCUCACUUGAUGCAAAUAAAAUUCAACUCUAUUUCAUAAUAUAGACUCCAUAAUCCAGGAAGAGAAGGAAACUACCUCAAUAUAAUAAAAGCCCCAGAUAAAAAGACCAUAGUUAGGGCUGGGGCUGUGGCUCAGUUGUAGAGCACUUGCCUAGCAUGUCUGAGGCACUGGGUUUGAUUCUUAGCACCACAUAUAAAUAAAUGAAUAAAAUUAAGGUCCAUCAACAACUAAAAAAUCUAUAAAUAAAAAAAAGACUACAGUUAACAUCAUACUUAACAAAGACUGAACUCUAUUCCUGUAAGAUCAUGAACAGGGGAAGAAUGUCCUUGUCACCAUUGCUCAACACAGCAUUGGAAGGUCUAGCUAGAGCAAUCAGACAAGAAAAAUUAGAAGGACUCCAGAUAGGAAAAGAAGUAAUUCAACACAAUCUCUAUCAAAAUUCCAAGAGGCUUUUUGUUUGUUUGUUUUCUGAAAUAGAAAGGUCCAUUCUGAAAUUAUUGUGAAGCUGAAAGGGAUCCUAAAUAGCUAAAAGAAUAAUGAAAGAGGAUCACAAAUUUAUAGGAUUCACAAUUCUCAAUUUCAAAUAUUAUUACAAAGCUGGAGUGAUUAAAAUGGAGUGACACUGACAAAAGGAUAAUCAGAUAGACCACAGGCAUAAAGCUGACAGUCCAGAAAUGGCCCAUUCAUCUAAGGCCAAUUUGUUUUUGACAAGGUUGCUAAGCAUGGUGGUGCACACCUGUGAUACCAGCUCCUUGGGAGGCUGAGGCAGGAGGAUUUCCAGUCAACACAGGAAAAGAUGUUCAGCAUUAAUCACAAGGGAAUUGCAAAGAGAGUCAUAAGAUACCUCUUCACAUCCACUAUUAGCUGUGAUGAAAACAAAAGCAACACUAAAGGUGUGGAGAGAUCUGAGCCCUCGUGCACUGCUGCUAGGAAUGUAACACAGUACAGUGACCGCAGAGACACCACGGCAGUUCCCCACAAAGUUCGACCACCACUCCUUGCCCUAUACCCCAAAGGAUGGAAACCAGGAUAUAAACUGUUCACUGUACCAUUAUUAAAAAUAGUCAAAAGGUAGAAACAGCCCAAGUGUCCACUAACAGAUGGGUAUAGAAAUGAAAUGUGGCAAAAACAAACAAUGGAAUAUUACUCAGCAGAAAAGGAAAGAAAUUCUGAUAGGUGACACAACAUGCAUGAUCCCUGAGAACAUAAAGCUAAGUGAAGUAAGUCAGAAAAAAAUGGCAAACCAUUGUGGCUGGACUUAUGUGAGUAAGUUCACAGCAGAAUGGGGGCUGCCACGGCUGGAGGAAACGGAGAGCUGCUGUUCAGUGGGUGUGGUGUUUCAACUUGGGAAGAUAAAAAAUUCUGGAGACAAAUAUGGUGAUGGCUUCAUAACAAUGAGAAUGUGUUUGCUAAUACAACUAUAAACUUUAAAUGGUUAAAAUUACAAAUUUUAUGUUAUAUGUAUUUUACUACAUUUAAAAAUGAAUACAAUAGCCAUGCACAAUAUUGUAUACCUUUAAUCCCAGCAGCUCAGGAGGCUGAGGCAGGAGGAUCUCGAGUUCAAAGCCAGCCUCAGCAAAAGUGAGGUGCUAAGCAACCAGUGAGACCCUGUCUCUAAAUAAAAUACAAAAUAGGGCUGAGGAUGUGGCUCAGUGGUCGAGUACCCCUGGGUUCAAUUCCUGGUACCCCCCCCCCAAAAAAAUGAAUACAAUAGCUUAUAUAGAUGUUUGGAAGUAGGGUAGUUUUAACCUUACAUGGAAAUGCAGUGUCAAACAUAGCUAAAAACUACUGUAGAGGUACAAGAUGGGACCAGCUUUGUCAGAAUUAACUAUACCUGCUGGAGUCGAGACAAUGUGAUACUGAUGUCUGGAUAAACAGUAAGACCAAGGGAAGUCCAGAAACAAAAAACAGUGUAUUUUAAACAAUUAGUUCUGGGACAAUUAGAUCUCUUUAAGUGAAAAUAAAAAAUUGGAGGGGAAAAAAUGUAAAUUGAAAUCCAAUUUUAUACAAUCAAUUCCAGUGGAUUAAAGACCCAACCAUGAAAGGUAAAAGUACAAAGCUUUGGGCUGGGAUCGUAGCACAGUGGAACAGUGCUUGCCUAGAGGGGCACUGGGUUCAACCCUCAGCACCACAUAAAAUAAAUAAAAUAAAGGUCCAUCAGCAACUUAAAAAAAAAAGGACGAAGCUUUCAGGAGAUAGUACAAAAUAAUAUGUAAAUAAUCUUGGGGUGGGAGAAGAGUGCUUUUAAAAAGUACAAUGACACUACCAAAAAAGUCAAGAACUUGAAGCCUUGGAAAGCUGCAAGUCAGAAAAAGAUAGUUAAAACACACAGGACAGUGGAAGGCUGAUUCACCACGCAUGCAACUCCAGAGUGGGUGCGAGCACACAUAGAACUCGCCCAGGUACACGGGGACAGGGCAGGGCGG